Colletotrichum scovillei is the source of this 5037-nucleotide messenger RNA. RefSeq lists its product as uncharacterized. NCBI's taxonomy places the organism in Eukaryota, Fungi, Ascomycota, Sordariomycetes, Glomerellales, Glomerellaceae. The transcript has 4 exons. Bases 3249 to 4532 code for a protein of 427 amino acids. The record is from RefSeq and is a predicted model, not a curated record.
GCGGGACCCAUCGGCGCCGACCUUCUCUAAAGACUAUGAAGUACCUUCUUAGUAGCUACGGAUACCUAGGUAUUCGUAAUGGCAGGAAGGUACGGGUUUCCGUGAGGGAAGGACCAUGAGGUACGAUAGGCACCACCGGAGCUUCUUAUUAUUCUUGCCAUGCCAUGUCGUGACAGGCCGGACCAGGACAGGCCACACCUUUACGUUUUAGUCGUCGAGAUCAUCAUCGACUUGUCACUACACACCACCUUGUUCAGCUGGCCUUCCCUCCAGUCACACACACGCGCACUCACACACUCUGUCGCCGGCUCUUCCUUCGUUGGCCCAACUGAGUUGGAGGCUCGUAUAGAUACCCAAGGCCUCCCGCCACGCUUUUGCGUUGGGAUUUUAGCCAUUCUUAUGUUUUCGGCCUUGUUGCACCUUCAAAAGGUCUUGCCCAAUUCACUCACGUCCACACUUGACGACGCACCUAUUAAUCCACCUCGUUGCCUCAACACCUGCAGGGUUACAGUGAAUCACAUUUUCAAACUCGCUGCCUACCUUAGACCACGCACACUGGCAUCUCGCCAUACCUUAUCAUUUGACACCUCGACGCUCUAUCGCUAAUCAGUCAUUGUCAUUGAGUCGAACUGACCUUGGACGCUAUCGACGCCCUUCCAAUUUCCGGAGCACCAUCUAUAAUAAGGCAAUUUGAUAAAACCUCACUGUUCGGAGCGAUCCGACAAGCGACCCGUCCACGUCCGGGAUAAUUAAAGUAGCAAGGGGCCAUUGAAAGAACAUCAGGUACGCACAGAGGCAGGAAUUUCUUUUGGGCCCCCAUGGGCCGUCCGUCAUCUGCAAGCAGCGGUCGGCUGCGGCACCAGGACGUGCCACGAUGCAUGGCGCUGCGACGUGGGAUGAAGAAGACAUUGUCCCCAUCGUCCACAUUGAUGCAACACAGAUUGGCUGACAUUGGGACAACGAGCAGAAACGCAGACCCGAGAACGUAAAACGUCCGACACGGAGCGAAGACCAAAAUUCGUGCUCUACGACCGGACAAAUUGGUCCUGGAAGCACAGGAGCUGAGAAGCACCCCCCAAUCGAUAAUUUCUCGAUCCAAUUCCAUUCCAUUCCAGGACGCAUUAGGCCAAGGGCCGAAAGGGAAGGGCCGAGAAAGACAAGAAGAAAAAAAAAGUAAAUUAAAGGAAAGGGGAAAAGGACACCGCUGUGUUCCGCCAUACCGUACCUUGAGCUACCACGCGAAGGCGCUUUGAAACACGUGAGGAUUACCGCCGCUUGACGUCAGCCACAGCAAGAUAGUCUCCAGACAGACAAACCGACGACGACAGGGGCGAAAUUGGCCAUUCGGAAACGACAGCAUUUCGCAUUGCUCUGCACCGCCAUUAGCAUUGCCCAUCCAGUUCCACCACGCACAUCAAGCGAACGAUCGACGGCCUCCACGUCCUAGCCCUUCCGGGCCCACCACCAACCGCCUGCAAACGCGCCAAAUACGUCGCAUUCGAUCAUCGAUCAACAGGCAAUAUCAAACACAAUACCCAGUUUACUCGUUUUUCGUUACGAAACGUCCGAAGAAGGCUGCAGAACGUCAGAUUCAGAAGCGACUGCUUGAUUGCCUUCGAAGGCCCCUUCCGCCCAAAGUAAAGCCAGGAAACAGGACGCACUUUACCGGUACGUACCUAAGGCUCAGGUCGAUGGGAACCCUGCCAGUUUGCCCGCACCCUGCUACAACUACCGGUGACACUCAAGAAGAAGGAAAGAGCGACAGAACUAACACAAUAAGGCAAGAACCACAGCCGACCAAGCAACACCAGAAAAAUCCUUACAUCCUUAUAUCGGCACACAGGUCGAUUCUUCAACCUGGGCAGAAAACAACUGGCGCCAAAAAGCAGGAGAAGAACCAGCCGGCGAAAAAAGAAACCUAACGGCAAAAUCACAUCACCAAGACACUCAUCAACAAGCAGGAGGCGCUUGCCGUCUGGGCAGACCCAGUUUACAGCACCAGGACAGCACUUGCUGGCCCCGGCGUCCCUGAGCGUCCCAGCCCCCCAGUCACCACUUUUCCCCUACGUCGCCGGACCUGACUCCAGCGUCCGACCACCCCAUCGAAAAAAGACGUGACGCUUAACCCAUUGCGGCCACCCUCCUUCCCUGUAACGCCUCCAAUUCAAAUCGCCCUAGCGCUUUUUCAGCAAACAUCCUGGCGUCGCUCGCCCGAAGUUGUCCUCCCAAAAUCCCAUCAGAAUCCAUCCGAGAGUUGAGACUUGGGAGAGCGCGAGAGUCAGACUCAGACUCCCUCCCGUUUUAUUUUUCUCUCUUGCUUCUGUUGCAGCUAGGUACACCAAGCUUGCAGCAAUAACUCGCUGCAUACUCCAUACCAAGGAUCGAAACAUCGGCCCCCAAAAAAAAAAAAGACAAGGUACGUACCGAAUUGUCCGUGAGCACCUUCCAUCGCACCAACACCUGCACCUGCACCUGUUCCCGUUCCCGUACCCUCAGCUGGAGUUUGUCGUUGUCAUUGGUGUUUCUGCCGCCGUCUCAUUGGAUCGCUGUUGUCGUCGGGUUGCCUGGCCGUUCCUUCCAGCUCGGCACCACAACCACACCGCAGCCCACCUGGGCAGCUUCAUCGGCUGGGAGUUGUUGCCGUCGCCGUUCGUACCAAGUCGAGUGCCUUCCAGGUUGUCGACUCAACCACCCCCCCAGCCACAUUCGAGACACCCAGUUCCUUGCUUUCCUGCCCCCUUGCGACAGUAUCUGAGAAAGAAAGAAAAAACAUCUCCCAAGCACACAAGCACCUCAACUUGCUCUCGACCUGCUUGUUCUCCGUCCCCGAAGAUUUGCUUCUCAUACAAACACACAUCGUCAACAAGUGGAACACUGGAAACAGCCCGGUCCACGGGUACACUAUUCUCUGCUAGUUUCUGCAUCCACUUUCAAUCCCAGCAUUCGGCAGAAACACCACACUCAGGCAUACGGCACACCCCAAACCCCCUUCCCUUCCACUAUUCUGCCCCUUCUAACGCUCCACCGCGCUCCAUCAUCUCACGCUCACCCCUGGAAAACGCAACCUUGGCCGCCUCGCUAGCGACCUCUGGGAACCGCCCGCCCACUCUUCCCCUUGCUGACCCGCGAUAAGGCACGCAAUAGCUCCAUCCAUCGACCUUGCUCGCCGAGACCAGGUCCGCGCCCACUGAACCCGCCUACUUGCGAGACAGAUCAAUUAAAAGUAGCACCCUCCCCAGUCGCCCGUCAUGGCUGAACACCAUCCACUUCCCGCGCUGCCUCCCCAGCACCAGCAACCGAAUCACCACUAUCACCAACAAGGUCCCGAUUCAUACGACAACGGCCAGUCCCAGUUCCCGCCUUAUCAGCAGCAGUACGACCAGCCUCAGCCUGUUCAACCACCUCCCAACGCCCAGGCGCAGUCCCAAUCCCACGCCCAGAACCAAACUCCUCAUAGACGCUCCAAGUCCCGGCCGAGAACCUUUAGUUUCCAGUCCAACAAAUCCCACAAGAGCUCUGGCAGUCACCCCAAGAUCGACCUCCACGAGACACCUGAAGAGAAGGAAGCAAAGAGAUUACACAGUAAAGCUGAUCCUACCGUCGCCAUGAGUGAGGCCGAACCUUCCGCCGUUCAGGCAAUGACCAAGACUUCCUUGGCUCCUUUGCGCGCCAUUCAGCACAAGGACACCACCGGUGCCCCGAUUGCCGAACCCGACCGAUCUAAUCCCACACGUAGCCGUUGGGAACGACCCCUUGAUACCAUUCGCAGUUUCGAGGCCGCCAUUGAUGGAGGCUAUCGUGACCGGGACCGGCGACAGUCUUAUAUUCGCUCAGAUACAGAGUCGGUCCAAACAUGGAACAGACGCAGCAGCUACUAUGCCACCAGUGGAGGACGACAUCCCCAUGACAGCUACUACAACGGUCGCCCGGGCUCGUUCCGUCCCGAAAGCGGCCAGAUUGAGAUGGGGUCUAAUCGACAAAGUUACUACGAUCAAUACCAGAAUGGUGGAGGACAUUACAAUGGCGGCAACAACAUUCCCUACCGACAGAGAGUUCCCAGGACGCAAACCGAUCCCCAUAUGAACGGCUACGCACGCGGCGAUCAGAACAUUUAUCCCCUGCCCAACAAGGACCGCUCAUACGAGACUGUUACAUCAGCCGCCGCAAGUGGAAGCUCCGGAGAGCAUGCAGGCUACCAUACCGAUCCUACUAGUAGCGACAAUAGCUCCAUUGAGCGUGGCGGUCCGGCCCGUAGGCCUGAACCCAACAACGAUUAUGGCAUUGGCUUCAGUCAGGACCAAGGGCACCAGGCGUCUGCUCUCAAGUUUGACAAUGGUGCGCCAAAUGGAAAGGGACCCGCCUAUCAAGCUGUGAACAACGGAGCCCAAGUACCCCAGCAACAGAGCGCGAACGUCCUUCGGAGACCAGUUGGCGCCUCCCCACCGCAACAGCAGCAACAGGCGCAGCCUAGACCUGCUGAGCCGGCCAAGAGAAAGAGCUGGUUUUCUAAGCGCUUCAGCAAAUCAUCUUGAACAACACAAGGCAUGAGAUAUGAGCUGGUUUUUCGUUUUAACGUUGUCGAUACCCCCCAUUUUCUUAGAUUCUGGAUGUGUAAUGGUGUUCUCUGGCAGAGAUCGGCUUAUAACUGAUAUGUCGCUGGUGUGGAGUUGCCGGAGUACCCUUCUCCCCUGAUGAGACGGCCGUUCCUACCUUGAGGUGGGCCGUCAAUUUGAGAGUAUAGCCGAGAGGUAUGGCUAUCUAUUUUCUGAUUCAAAAAAACAACGAAAUACACUCUGUUUGGAUCGAGGUAUAUGCGCAGGAUCCAGUUUACGAUUGCGAGGCAACUCGGUAGCCAUGGAGGCUUGAUGGUAGCUCGACAAUGUUUCUUUUACAAUGCUUGGGGAUGAGUUGGCGGUUCAGGCGUUGGAAAAUUUGAUAGGGCUUCAUCAUAACACUGAUGUGGCUUUCCAAUAAGCCAGGUCUUAGAAGAAGACCAGGUCAACGUAAUAUAAUCUCCUGACUAGAGAUAAACUUGCC